This is a messenger RNA of Fusarium verticillioides 7600, 1184 nucleotides long. RefSeq lists its product as hypothetical. The record is from RefSeq and is a predicted model, not a curated record. The transcript is spliced from 2 exons. Lineage: Eukaryota; Fungi; Ascomycota; Sordariomycetes; Hypocreales; Nectriaceae. The coding region runs from base 186 to 1076 and encodes 296 amino acids. Gene Ontology annotation, molecular function: FMN binding.
CGACUCCCAGGUUCAGUCUGGAAGAGAUCCCUGUGGGCCUGUUUCUUGAAUUGGUCAACGUUUUGAUGUCAGAACUGUCACAAUGACCAGGGUUUUGACUCCGUUUCGCGCCGCAAUUGCAUCCAGGUCAGUCAGAAAGACCAUCGACGUUGCAUGCACGCAAAUGCCUGAUAACAAACACAUCAAUGCGACUGAACUCGUCAGCUGCAGCUGCAGCUAAGCCUGCAUUCUCAGCAGUGCAACCAAUCACCAAUUUCGAGGAAACGAUAGCCAACAGACCAGACUUUGAUCACUCCAGCAAACCCAUCGAGAUAACAAAGUCCCCAGACCCCUCAUGGUCAUACGGGGAUGGUGUGCGCACUGGUCAAUCCCCCACUGACAAGAUCCACCGAGAGAUCGACCCGUAUUCGCCUGACAGAUCCGUCGGGCAGAACUACCGACUUUUAAUUUCUGGUAUUGCACCACGGCCUGUUGGUUUCAUCAGCACUGUUUCCGGGGAUGGCGGAGUAAAGAACUUGGCGCCUUUUAGUUAUUUUCAGGUCGUUGAUCAUGACCCGCCCAUGUUCAUCGUUAGCUUCUCAUCUCGCUUUGGGUCGGCUAAAGAUACGUAUCAGAAUCUGAAGGAUACUGGAGAAUGUGUCAUUAAUACCGUUUCGGAGAAUAUGAUAGAAGCAGUCAAUGCUUCUUCCAUUGAUGCUCCAUAUGGAGUAUCAGAAUGGGAUAUCACUGGCUUGACUGAAGCUGCAACAACGACUGUCAAGCCGUCCCGCGUUAGAGAGUCGGUACUUUCUAUUGAAGGGCAGGUCGUGGAUAUCAAAGAGUUCGUGAGCCAUAAACCAGGAAUGAGUAACUAUGGAAUGGUUCUCAUCAAGGCUACAAGGUUUUGGGUUCAGGAAGAUGCUGCCAAUGAAGACUUUAGUCACAUUGAGUUUGACAAGCUACGGCCCAUCGGACAACUGGGUGGCAUGUCGUACGGGCGGAUAUCUUCGACUUUCGAACUUCCGAGGACAAGAUGGACCGAUGAGCAACCUAAGAGUAAACUGUUGACUAAGUUGGAGAAUGAAAAGGCGUCAUAGCGAGGACUGUCCAGCUUUCUUCACUGUAGAACUUGAUCUUGUAUAGAUCAACAUUAAUUCAGCUCCAAUCCUAGAUCUACUUACCGAGUAGUACUCAGUUCUCAUCAU